UAUCUACAGUGAGUUAUAUGCUGCAUGUGUGAUGAUUAUGAUAGGAGGACCCGGAACUGCAGAACACUUCAUUUGACUAGAAACUCUUCAGCAGCUCGUCAUACAGCUUCUGGAUGACGGUGUCGAUGGGGGUGAUCGGGCUCGUGCACGCGCUGCUCUGCCGGUGCUCGGUGUUCGGGGUCCUCGCGCUCACCUGUGCCGCGCUCCUGUGCGCGUUCGCGGCGCGUGUCGAGUUCAAGCGGCGCGCGCUGCGAUGCUUCAACCAGCCGCCGCAGAGAAACUGGAUCAUGGGACACAUGGGACUGAUGGGCCAUAAUGAAGCGGGGCUCCAGGCCGUUGAUGACCUGGUCAGGAGGUACACUCACUCCUGUGCCUGGUAUCUCGGCCCCUUCUAUAACAUGGUCCGUCUCUUCCACCCAGACUACAUCAAAUCACUCCUGACGGCCUCGGCUUCCAUUACUUUUAAAGACAGGAUCUUUUAUGGCUUUAUGAAACCCUGGUUGGGUAACUGUCUUCUUCUCCAGGACGGUCAGGAAUGGUCUCGCCACCGGAAGCUUUUAACUCCAGCGUUCCACUUCGACAUCCUCAAAAAAUAUGUUCACAUUUUCAACCAGUCCACCAACAUCAUGCAUAGUAAAUGGCGCCUCCUGCUGGCCGAAGGACACAACGGUCUGGACAUGUUUGAGAACAUGAGCUCGAUGACUCUGGAUAGUCUCCUCAAAUGCACAUUCAGCUGCGACAGCCACUGUCAGGGGAAACCCAGUGAGUAUAUCUCAGCGAUCCUGGAUCUGUCUAAGCUGCUGGUCCAGAGACAGCACUAUCUGCCGUAUCACUGGGACUGGUUAUACUGGCGCUCUGAACAGGGACGGCGCUUCCGCAAGGCGUGCGACAUCGUUCACGGUUUCACCGCAAAAAUCGUCCAAGAACGGCGUUCCCAACUCGAACAGCAGGGGUCAGCGAAGAGCAGCUCGGAGAACCUGGAGUACACCGGAGGAUACAAGAAGAAGGACACGGACCUCGUCGACCUACUGCUUCUGUCCAAAGAUGAGAACGGCGAGGGACUGACGAACGAGGAGAUCCAGGCACAUGCUGAUAUGUUCAUGUUCGCUGGUCACGACACCACCGCCAGCGCUCUCUCCUGGAUCUUCUAUAAUCUGGCCAUGCAUCAGGAUCAUCAGGAGCGCUGUCGUGCCGAGAUCCAGUCGCUCCUGCGGGACGGAGACACACACGACAUCAGCUGGGAGGAUCUGAGUCAGCUGACCUUCACCAGCAUGUGCAUCAAGGAGAGUCUGAGGCUUCACUCGCCCGUUCUAGCGGUGACACGCUAUUACUCUCAGAACAUGAAGACACCAGGAGACUGUGUCAUUCCACAGGGAUGUCUGAGUUUGAUCAGUAUCUAUGGAGUGCACCGUAACCCCGAGGUCUGGGCUGAUCCUGAGGUGUUCGACCCGACGCGCUUCGCCCCGGAGAACUCACACACACGCUCUCCUCAUGCUUUCAUUCCUUUCUCAGCAGGACCCAGGAACUGUAUCGGGCAGAGCUUCGCGAUGGCAGAGAUGAAGGUUGUGGUGGCUCAGACUCUGAGGAGGUUCAGGAUCCUGCCGGGACUCGAGGCGGUUCAGCGUCUCUAUCAGCUGGUGCUCAGAGCUGAAGGAGGAAUGAUGCUAAACCUCGAGGCGCUCGCCGACUCACAGCACUGAAACACACACACACACACACACUUACAAUACUGUGAUUCUUUUACAAUAAUUGAUAUUGAUUCCACGUUUUAAAGGGGAAGUGUGUGCAACACUGCUGAAUGUUGUUUAGUAACGUAUACUCGUCUCCGCUGAUGAAAAACUUUGUUACAUUGCCAAUUUUGCUUAUUUGUUUUUCAAAUAUUGAAAUAUAUUCCAGUAAAUGUAUUUAAAUACCCACUCCUCUUAUGUGUUGUUGUUGUUGCUUUCUUUAACAAAACUCAAAGUAUGAAGAAGCAGCGUUGUGUCCUAAAAUAUAAACACAGGUUUUAAUAUGAGUGUGAAUAAAGUGAAGUGUACACAUUUCUUUUCUGAAACCCUCCCA
Pimephales promelas (fathead minnow) is the source of this 2061-nucleotide messenger RNA. RefSeq names its product cytochrome P450 family 4 subfamily F member 3 (gene cyp4f3). The record is from RefSeq and is a predicted model, not a curated record. Gene Ontology annotation, molecular function: oxidoreductase activity, acting on paired donors, with incorporation or reduction of molecular oxygen; monooxygenase activity; iron ion binding. NCBI's taxonomy places the organism in Eukaryota, Metazoa, Chordata, Actinopteri, Cypriniformes, Leuciscidae.